Messenger RNA from Electrophorus electricus (electric eel), 1731 nucleotides. RefSeq names its product proteasome 26S subunit, ATPase 4 (gene psmc4). Gene Ontology annotation, molecular function: ATP hydrolysis activity; ATP binding. Lineage: Eukaryota; Metazoa; Chordata; Actinopteri; Gymnotiformes; Gymnotidae. The record is from RefSeq and is a predicted model, not a curated record.
CGUCAGUAGCAGUAACGUUAUAUCCAACAUGGAGGACGGUGGAGUGUUAGUUGAGAAACCUCAGGACGACGUACCGGCAAUGCUUAGUUCACGGCCCCAGACCGGCUUGUCUUUCUUGGCUCCCGAACCAGAGGAUCUGGAAGACCUCUAUAGUAGAUAUAAGAAGUUACAACAAGAGCUGGAGUUUUUGGAGGUCCAGGAGGAGUACAUUAAAGAUGAGCAGAAGAACCUGAAGAAGGAGUUUCUCCAUGCCCAGGAGGAAGUGAAGCGGAUACAGAGUAUACCCCUCGUCAUUGGCCAAUUCCUGGAGGCUGUGGACCAGAACACUGCCAUUGUGGGCUCCACCACAGGCUCCAACUACUAUGUGCGCAUCCUGAGUACAAUAGACAGAGAGCUGCUGAAGCCCAAUGCGUCUGUGGCUCUGCACAAGCACAGCAAUGCACUUGUGGAUGUGCUGCCUCCAGAGGCAGACAGCAGUAUCAUGAUGCUUACCUCAGAUCAGAAACCAGAUGUGAUGUAUGCUGACAUUGGUGGUAUGGACAUACAGAAGCAAGAAGUGCGGGAGGCAGUAGAGUUGCCCCUCACACACUUUGAGCUUUACAAACAGAUUGGCAUUGACCCACCAAGGGGUGUUCUGAUGUACGGGCCGCCCGGCUGUGGGAAGACCAUGCUGGCAAAAGCGGUGGCACACCACACUACUGCGGCCUUCAUUCGCGUGGUGGGCUCAGAGUUUGUUCAGAAGUAUCUUGGCGAAGGCCCGCGCAUGGUGCGUGAUGUGUUUCGACUGGCUAAAGAGAACGCCCCGGCCAUCAUCUUUAUCGAUGAGAUCGAUGCCAUUGCUACCAAGCGUUUCGAUGCGCAAACUGGAGCUGACCGAGAGGUGCAGCGAAUCCUCCUUGAGCUGCUAAACCAAAUGGAUGGAUUUGACCAGAAUGUCAAUGUGAAGGUCAUCAUGGCCACUAACAGGGCAGACACCCUUGACCCUGCUCUGUUGCGACCUGGCAGGCUUGACCGUAAGAUUGAGUUCCCCUUGCCGGACAGGCGGCAGAAACGGCUUAUCUUCUCCACCAUUACCAGCAAGAUGAAUCUGUCUGAAGAGGUGGACCUGGAGGACUAUGUUGCUAGGCCAGACAAGAUCUCUGGAGCAGACAUUAACUCCAUUUGCCAAGAGGCUGGCAUGCUGGCUGUGCGUGAAAACCGCUACAUUGUGCUCGCUAAGGACUUUGAGAAGGCCUACAAGACCGUUAUCAAGAAGGAUGAGCAGGAACAUGAAUUCUACAAAUAGAGAUAUCCCUACCAUAUCGGCAUUAGCAUGACACCCCCCACCCCCUCCCCCUUCCUUUUGAAUUUUGUGGUUUUCAGCAUUUGUAAGGACCGUGUAUUGUUGUUGGCUAGAAGAUUGUUCUUGACUUUAAGUUUCAGCUGUGAGUACAGGGACUGACUUUACUGCUAUUUGUGUAUACAAACACAGAUUCCUGCACACAUCUGCAACAUUUUAUGUUCUCGCCAUAUUAAAAUUGUACACAGUAAAAAGAACCAAUAAAAUGUUUUCCAUAAAACUAACAAGCUCAAGGUUUACUUCAGAAUUAUUUUGUAGUUUAUGGUUUUUGUUUAGAUGUCAGUACCAGAAUGAGUUAUUCUAUAUGUACAGGUUGGUGAAAUAGAAUUUAAUUUUGGUAAUCAAGAAGUUGGUUUUCCUUGUCUUUUUAUUAAACUAAGUAAAAUCUCAAA